UAUCGCGAUACAUAUCGUUAUCGUUCUAUCGCCCAGCUCUAAUCUGUGGUUGUUCAACAGCGCUCUUACCUGUUGGUGCUUCUUCUUAAUGUUUUCUGUUAUUAUCCUUCUGAAGUGAUAAUGUAUUUGCUCAUUUAAAUAUUAAGCCACUUAGUGAUUUUACAGAAACCACUGCAUUUAUUUGACACAUACGAAUCAUAAUACCCUUGUUUUGCUUAGGGAAAUGUUUUACUGUCAUUGCUACUGACAAUGAUGAUACGAUAAUCACAAAUUCAGGGUUUAUCCUGCAUACAAAGAAUUUUGGUCCCACCAGAGAGGUUUUGGUCACUCCCAAAGGAAAUGCUCCAGGAUCUGAAUAAAAAUAUUUUUGACUGUUUCAUUCAUUGAAGCAUAAAAUGCAUUCUAGUUGAUAAGAUUGCCAUAAAUGAGACACAGUCUUUGCCUUAUCUAUGAGGCAACUGUUCUUUGGUGCUUAGUCCCAAGGACAAAUUAAGCAGAAUACCUAUGAAAUAAAAGUAUAUUUCUCCUUAGUUGACUGUAUUCAGGUAAAAUCAAGUGGAGCAAAGCUCAAAGGGAGGGGACAACAUUGCUUUUCUCUCUUGGCUUCAUUUUCGUUUUCUUUUACUUUUGUAUGUAGCCUAAAUGUUGGUCUUAUGGAGCCAGGAGUUGCCCUAAUCUCUUUCUUGUGCUUCAACUAUAUCAGCAAGAGACCAGCCAGUGCCUCGGACACGACUAACUCCACUAUCAGCAGCAGAGCUUGUGGCAUUCUGACCUUUGUCAUCAUAUUCAGGAUUGUUUUGGCAGCUGUCUUCCAAAUAUUUGGGGUUGAUAUUGGUUCAUUUUUGGAUUAAGGAGCAUCCACAGUUGUACUGGAAUUUCAUUUCCAGUAAUGUGACAAGUUACCUUAAACUCUUUCUUUAUCAGCACACACAUGGUGAACCAAAAAAAGCAAAGCAAAGGAGUGGAGAAAAAUCAGAGAAAGUUUUCUCCAUUCAUUUGGAUGUAGCAGGAGAAAUGUUUUGUUACACAUUCACGUGACUUCUUCAGUCUCAGUUCACUGUAGGUUUCCCUAACCUUAUAAACAGUACUUUUGCAUAAUGACGACAACUAGCACCACUGACUAACAGUGAGCCAUGAGCUCAGUUUCACGAUCAUUACUAUGCAAAUAGUCGUGACCACUGAUCAAUGCUCAUGUCUACCAUUCGCAGAGACGAGAGAAACAGAUUUAAAUGAAAGCAGAAUGCAUUGGACUCUUAACUGCACUGAUUUGAAAUCAGUGUGCAUAUUGUGUGCAUAACAUACAACAACUCUUAUAAGUCUAUAACUGCAUUCAAAUCUAUACAGAUGGUUUUUUUUUUUUUUUUUUACUUGCAGUUUGUUAUAGCCAUAAAGAAGUAAAAGGACAGGUACGGAGAGUACAACCAUAAAAGGAAGUUGCUUGCACAGUUUGGUUUACAUUGCUCUAGGAGUUGGACUGGCCUGGGUAUUCUCAUUUUCUUUAAAUAAUUAUGUAGUACACAGGUAUGCCUGUUAGAGACAGUAUUAGCUGUUUAACUUAUUUAUGACAGGCAAAAAGAGCAGUGGAUACAUCAUUUUAUUAUUUACAGAAACACACUACAAGGCUUUCUCUCAUGUAAGGGGUGCUACUAUUGACCAAACAUUUCUUUUACCCAAAAGGUCAUAUGACCUGUUGUUGUGGGAACUUCAUGCUUUGAAAACCACUUCUAAAGAUUACUCUCAGCAGUCCUAACCUUUUCACUUAGCUCUGAUCCUGAGCCAAACCUGCCUCUCUUUUUGCUGCAGCUUAGCCUGUACUAGUGCUGGAGAGCUUACACAGUCAUCAAGGUGCAUCAGCAAGAGGCUAAACAAAGACGGCUGCCAGAGAGAGGCUGUCUUAGUUUGUCACAUAAAGAUCCAAAGGACUGUGUUUUGUCUGGGAGUAUUUGAGACAAGUACCACACAUGUAUAUUCUUUAACAUCCCUUCUUGUUUGCUCUGGACAUCUAGGGCAUAAGUAUUGCCUCAGGAGUCAAUAUGAUCAUUUUGUUGUAAAUUUUGUAUGGGGUGGUUAAGUGGGGUGUUAGACUUAGAACAAUGCAAUGUUUGUUUUGUAGUUGGUGUGAGGUUAUGCUUGAGUGAAUUAAACAGAUUUCUUGAUCUGGCAGAGCACACUCAAUAUCUUAAUUAUAAUGACAGCAAAUGAAACCUGUUAAAUUAGGAGUUUUUUUUUAAGGAAGAAUAUUGUCAGUGUAUCUUGUUUAAAUGCCAGUGAAACACAAUAAGAGAAAUAUGUUCCGGCAGUUUUCUAGCAAUGUCGCAUGUUCAGUACAACAAUGAGUCUACUAUAAGUAGUUAACUUAAGUGGGUAGAUAUCAGCUGAACAGCUAAAACAGUAUAAAGUCAACAUUUGCUGACUCUUGACUUGUUAACCGUAGAGCUGUAGUAGCAUCCAUCAUCCUCCCCCCCUUGAAUAAAACAUUUCACCUAUCUUACCCAUCUCGCCUGACCUCUAUUCCAUACCGUUUUCACACAGCUGAGUUUUUCACUGACAGAAAAACCAGAUGAAGAAAAAAGUCACAGCUCCAAUCACAUAAGUUGAGAGACUGGUCUGCAAUCUCCUGGUAACCAGUUAUGUCUGAUUAAAAGAUACGGAGGAGGUGGGUGGAGGGUUGCUCAACCGGGUUUGACUGGUUGCGUGAGGUUUCUGUGAAAUUGACUAAGUAUUCCUUACCAUUGGCAAGUGGUUUCAGGAGGCUGCUUGCUGCUAUCACCAAGUGAAAUUGGUUGCAAAGAGCUAUACGGUGCUGCACUGAAACCCUCUGUGCAAUUGCUUUGGUCAGUAGGUUGCUGUGGUCACUUGUAGUUUGUAUGAAAUACACAAAUAUGUCUGAAAACAUUUGCUGACCUUCAAGCGGUUGUGAAAGUGUGAUACAAACUCGAAAUGGACAGUUUUUUUCAUUUAAAAUAAAAGUCCUUAACACUCAAACCACCAUGUUUCAAAAAUUGCAACUUUUUACUUUGAGGGUGAGUGGUCUGAAUUUCCUAUUUGUAUUACCCUCUUUUCAGUUCUUGCAAAUUCACACACUGGCAGCCAGCAGCCUGCUGUCAGACGGUCUUGGAAUACACGCUUCUCCCUAGCAGCCAGAUGUUUUCAGGGGAUCACUGCCUGGUUUCUAGACCUAGGUGACUAAGGCCUAAUGAGAUAAGAUAGAAGAACAUCUCAGUAGUCACAUUAAGCUCUAAUUCAAAAAUCAGUACGGCAGUCAGAAAUAUCCUCCUGUUUUCUGUCAGUAGAUGAUGAUAGUUCGCUACAGCUGCUUCACUCACAUUAAUUUCGUGCCUUUGCAAACCCAGACAUCUCUGUGUUGCAUGUGUUGAUUCUAUGGAGAAAUGAUAGUGAAGGCAGAUCCAAUUUAUUAAACUUUCAUAAUGAUGAUAAUGGUAAUAAUGAUUUAAUGCAUUAAAGAGGAAAUGUAAUAAAAAUUACCUAUGCUAUCGCUGCUCAUUUUUACAAUCUUUGAUCUCAACAUUGUCAUAUAUCAGCACAACUCUAAGGAGCAUGUUUACAUUUUAUUUUCUUUUUUUCCCCCCAGUUUUCAUAUACACAUAUUCUGAUCUUUGCCCACUACAAGAGGACUAAAGAUUUAUUUUAAAUGCAAAUGUCGAAGGAAUUUUAAAAGAAAAAAAAAAAACCUUCAUUAACCUUUGCAACGGGAAAGAGCUUCCAUCCGAAGGUCCUGGGAUUGUGUGCUGUUCAAACACUUAAGCAUGUGGCCUAUGGAUGCCACAAUCCAGCUACUUCAAAGGAUUUUUUCUCCCAUGGCAUUUUAACAAAGGGACAAAGUAUCAUAAGUAUCCAAAAAGUCUUUGGAUCCAAAGGCCUUUAUUCCAAGGGUAAUUGUAAAUGUGUGGGCCUGCACAGGAAUGUGUUUUUUAAAAGCCUCUUUGGCUGUCUGUCCUGUUUUUUUGGAAUAAGUAACCUGACAAGAGAGACUCCCAUGAGCAAUCUUGUAGGUUCCCCGAUAACGUCGACAUGAGUAGUACUUUAGGUAAAGAUAAAGAAACGAAAGAAAAGGACCCCAAAGGUGGUCCGGCCGGCUUAGUGAAGGAUGGGGGCAAAGACCCGAAGACCAAAGGGAAAGAUGCCAAAGAAGGAAAGAAGGACACCAGCAGCUCAACACCAGGUGUUGCCUUCUCCGUUGACAAUACGAUAAAGCGGCCAAACCCAGCAACAGGUACACGCAAGAAGUCCAGUAAUGCAGAGGUGAUCAAAGAGCUUAACAAAUGUCGGGAGGAGAAUUCGACGAGACUGGAUUUGUCCAAGCGGUCCAUUCACACUCUGCCCACUUCCAUUAAGGAGUUGACACAGUUGACUGAACUCUACCUAUACAGCAAUAAGCUGCAGAGCCUGCCAGCUGAGGUGGGUUGCCUAUCAGGCCUGGUCACUUUGGCCCUCAGUGAGAACUCCCUGACCAGUUUGCCUGACUCCCUGGACUCCCUGAAGAAGCUUCGAAUGCUUGACCUCCGACAUAACAAGCUAAGAGAGAUACCACCAGUCGUCUAUCGCUUGACAUCUUUAACCACGCUGUACUUGCGCUUCAAUCGCAUUACAACAGUGGAGAAGGACAUCCGAAACCUAUCCAAACUCACCAUGCUCAGCAUUCGUGAGAACAAGAUCAAACAGCUACCCGCUGAGAUAGGGGAGCUAUGCAGCCUCAUUACUCUGGACGUUGCCCAUAACCAGUUGGAACACCUACCGAGGGAGAUUGGAAAUUGCACACAGAUAACUAACCUCGACUUGCAGCACAAUGAGCUCUUGGACCUCCCAGAGACUAUAGGAAACUUGGCAAGCAUAAAUCGCUUAGGUCUGAGGUACAAUAGAUUGUCAGCUAUUCCCAGAUCUUUAGCGCUAUGUCGAGAACUGGAGGAGCUAAAUCUUGAAAACAACAACAUUUCAGUGUUGCCAGAGGGUCUGCUGUCAAGUUUGGUCAAUCUGACGAGUUUAACACUGGCAAGAAACUGCUUCCAGUCGUACCCUGUGGGUGGGCCAUCCCAGUUCUCAACCAUUUACUCUCUCAACAUGGAGCACAACCGUAUCAACAAGAUACCCUUUGGCAUCUUUUCCAGGGCAAAAGUGUUAAGCAAGCUUAACAUGAAGGACAACCAGUUAACAGCACUGCCUUUGGAUUUUGGUACAUGGACUAGCAUGGUUGAACUUAACCUGGCCACCAAUCAGCUGACUAAGAUCCCAGAGGAUAUCUGUGGUCUUGCUUCUCUGGAGGUGUUAAUAUUGUCCAAUAAUCUUCUCAAGAAGUUACCACAUGGUAUUGGGAAUUUGAGAAAGUUAAGGGAGCUUGACUUGGAGGAAAACAAGUUGGAAUGUCUACCUAAUGAAAUCGCUUAUCUGAAAGAUUUACAGAAACUGGUGUUGACAAAUAAUCAGCUGACUAUGUUACCCAGAGGAAUCGGCCACCUCCUCAACCUGACUCAUCUGGGUUUGGGGGAGAACCAGCUGCAACACCUUCCGGAGGAGAUUGGCACACUGGAGAACUUGGAGGAACUGUACCUCAACGACAACCCCAACCUGCACAGCCUUCCAUUUGAGCUGGCCCUCUGCAGUAAACUGUCCAUCAUGAGCAUAGAGAACUGUCCCCUCACCCAUCUGCCACCCCAGAUUGUCGCAGGAGGCCCUUCCUUCAUCAUUCAGUUCCUCAAGAUGCAGGGACCAUACCGUGCCAUGGUCUGAGCCAAGAGCAGCUCAAUGCCAGUCCUGAUUAACUGCAAACCCUCCACUUGCUCUGCACCCUUUUGCCUGCCCACCCUCAUUAUGUGUAUCAUACACUGUAAAGAAAACACACUCGUCACAACAGGUGUCGGUGGGGCAAAUAAAAAGAGGAUACUGAGGAGGAAAAUGUUUCUUUUUAUCAUCCUUGGGCAGAAGCAAAGCAAACCUUUGGAGACUUGACUUCUGUGUUUCUCCAGUUUAUCACGGUCAUUUUAGGACGCCAGUCCAUCACCCGUAACUCGUCUUUCAUUCCGAAUCAUACAAGAGGAAUUAUUUCCAUCUAUUUGCCAAAACUGAAGAUAUAUAAAGUUAUAUAUAUUGAGUAACUGUGAGCUAAGUGGCAAGUCUUUCAACCAUAUAAACCAUGCUCCCAUUGCCAAUGUAUUUACGGUAAUUACAAGCAUCUAUUAUGUGAGCAAGGAUACAAUUGUAUGCAAAAACAAACAAAGUCUUUGGAACUUUUAAUUUACUGCUGCUGCCGUGAUUUUUAAUGUCAUCUUGUUAUAUAUUCUUUUGACUUUCCCAUUUUUAAAACCUUUUUUUAAAACAUCAUCUUCCCUUGACAUAAAUUGUGUUAAUUGCUUCUUGACUAUAGAGAACAAAGGUCUAAUGAUGGUGUUCUUUUUUUUUUUUUUUUUUUUUUUUUUUUGGCAUUUUGUUUUGUUUUCUUUUUUUAACCUCUUAAUUUUUUUUUUAAAUGUGCCUAUGUCUAGAGUGAACCAGUGGUUUAUUUCUAAACACGGUUGACCACAAGAGUACAAAGACAUAAAUUAUUUCGGUAACUUUUAUUUUUUAAAUUACUGCUUUUACUUUUUGUUUUUACUUUUUUAGGGUCUUUUUUUUUAAAUAAAUAGCAGCAGGAGAUAGUAAAUGCAUACAUAGAGAAAUGCCAAUCACACAUGCUUGAAAAAUAGAAGCAACUUGGACUUUUCUCCAAAACAGGCAGUGCUGUGGGCCCUGUCUAUAUUGAUUUUAUGUGACAAAAAGGUAUUGAGAAACAUCAGCGCAUACAUAGGUGAUGGGAUAAAUGAUGUUUUUAUAUAUUAAUACAAAUACUGGUUGUUGCCUUGAGUGCAAUUUUUAGUUAUGUUUACUUGUUUGAUAUUAUCUUCAGUGUUGGGUUGCAUAGCUGUCAUCCAGUUGAUCAUUGACCAACAUAUCAAGCGUUUUUAAAAGACGUUUUGAGCUUCUGGAGCAAGUGGUGAGUGUAUGAGAGUUUAAAAAAAAGAAAAGAAAAACAUUUAUAAUAAAACAUUGGCCGGUAACUUCUUGAAAGUUCUUUCUUUUUUCUUUUUAAAAAAUGUCUUUAAUUUUCUGUAGUUUGUUUUCACAGGGUCGAGUUAAGAAUCUUAAUAGCAUCAUGCAAACUAUUCCCUUGAUUUGUAUUGAUUUGUAACUUAAUUUUUUUUAAAGAUAUCUUUGUUGUCCCACACUGUCCCAGCAAUGCUGCUGCUUGUAUGCACUUUUUAUUUGCAUUCUCUAUAUUAAGACAAAAAAAAAAAUCAGUAGUCUCUCAUUGAUUAUUUUUGAAUGGGGGCAUUUUGUUUCAGAAGUAUUUUAUUUGUUAAACGGUUGUAAAUUUGUAUCAAUUAAAUAUAAAUGCUGAGUUUCACUGGCUCAAAAUAAAUGGAAACUUUCUUUGGGGAAGGUUUUCCUUUCAGUCGCAAAGGAACCUGCUCUCUUGAACUGUAAAAAAAAAAGGGUCUCUGGGUGUGAGACAGUUUUAAUAUUCACAUAUCCUGCUUUCUCUGUUGCAAGCAUAACAGCUAACUGCAGUUCAAAUGAGCCCAGUUUAUUUUAAAUCAAUUUGUUUUGGGUUUUUUUUUUUUAAUUCAAAAUGAUAAAAUGUGCUUUCAGUUAGUAUUAUCUCCUGUGACUGUGCAUUUUAAAAAUCCAACAAAAGGAAAUCAAACCAAACCUUUUUUGUUUCCUUAAGAUGUUUUGCAUCCCAAUUCUAUAUUCAAUCAUGGAUCUUUUUUUGUAUUGACAUGUGUGGGCCUACUUUCUCUGCAGCAGCUUGGUGUGUUUUAGUGGGUUGUGUUGACCACUCUUCUCAACAGGAAGCCCAAGUGACGUGAGCACCACAGCUCACGUUGGAGUUGGGUCGGGUCAGGGUUGGGGGAACAAUGAAACGCUGCUUCUAAUUUACCAGCAGAACCUGUUGCUGCUUUUCAUGGACUUAAACAUAUGCUGUUCUGAGACAGAGGGAGCCGAGUAGGGCAGGAGAAGGGAAAACGAUCCACUCCCAAGAACGAUAGAGACUUCACUCGAAAACCUGACAAGGGACAAAUCCACUGACCUUUUCGGUUAAGCAUCAGGCCCGGUGGUUUUCACACAGAUCAAAUCGUUUGGACACAACGAUGAGACAACACAAGGUGCAUAUUUGAGCUUAACGCAGUUACAGUACAAGACUGUCGGAAAAAGACAAAAAAAAUUGUAAAAAGGGCUUUCUGUGUUCACGCUCAACAACACACCGGAGGCAUUGCAUUCCUGGGUUUUAUAUAAAAGCUUUGGAAGUUU
Haplochromis burtoni (Burton's mouthbrooder) is the source of this 8304-nucleotide messenger RNA. It is a transcript of the gene shoc2, whose product is annotated as SHOC2 leucine rich repeat scaffold protein. The transcript has 9 exons. Gene Ontology annotation, molecular function: protein binding. The coding region runs from base 4033 to 5745 and encodes 570 amino acids. The record is from RefSeq and is a predicted model, not a curated record. Lineage: Eukaryota; Metazoa; Chordata; Actinopteri; Cichliformes; Cichlidae.